AUGCCUCGUACAAAUAGAGAAAUUGAGGAACUGAUUGAAAAGGCGCUGGAAAAACUACAUACCCAAUCUCGGCUAAAUAUCUCAAAAGUUGCGCGUGAAUUUGAUGUGCCUUAUCAACGGCUCCGUAGCCCCUAUCGGGGCAAAAAAUCACUAUUUGAACGUGAACCUAGGCGAAAACUUGUUUCUGGCGACCAUACAAAUUGUGAAUAUGUGACUGUGGUUGAAGCAAUCUCAACAGAUGGGUUUUGUGUUCCACCAUUGAUUAUUGUUACUGCUGCACAGCUCCAAUUUCGCUGGUUUGAUGAUCUGAAGAAUGAGCAUAUUGCUAUCACUGAGACUGGCUAUAUAAAUGAUCAACUUGCUUAUCAGUGGAUUCAGCAUUUUGAAAAGGCAACAAGAGAACGCAUGAAAGGUUCCUGGAGGAUGCUCAUAUGUGAUGGCUUUGGCUCACAUUUGACAUAUGAGAUGGUCAAAUAUUGUGAAGAUAAAAAGAUUUUACUUUUCUUCCUACCUCCACAUACAAGCCAUCUUCUACAACCUCUUGAUCUUGUGAGCUCGGCCAUUGAAUCAGCAACCGCAACUGGUUGUACAAGGUUUUCAAAGAUUGAUUUUUUGGCUGCAAUUUCAUCAAUUCGCACCAAAACUUUUACAUUACGCACAAUUCAUCUUGGAUUCAAAUUAUCUGGUAUCUGGCCAAUAAAUCCUAAUAUUGUGUGA
Messenger RNA from Penicillium argentinense, 717 nucleotides. RefSeq lists its product as uncharacterized. Gene Ontology annotation, molecular function: nucleic acid binding. The transcript is spliced from 2 exons. The coding region runs from base 1 to 717 and encodes 238 amino acids. NCBI's taxonomy places the organism in Eukaryota, Fungi, Ascomycota, Eurotiomycetes, Eurotiales, Aspergillaceae. The record is from RefSeq and is a predicted model, not a curated record.